AUGAUAGAUACACCAACAAGUAGACAUGAAAUAGAAAAACCUGCUAAUGAUGACUCAACUUGGCAUAAACCAAAUUUGAAAGGAGAUUGGUGUAAUCUUUUUUUACUGACACUACUUUACACCAUGCAGGGCAUAUCCUUUGGGUUGUCAGUGGGCUUACCAAUAAUUUUUCAGAGUAAAAAUAUUGUAACUUAUGAUGAUCAAGGCUCAAUGAGUUAUGUUCUAUGGCCGUAUGCUAUAAGACUAUUAUGGGCACCGAUAGUUGACUCAUUCUACGUACGGCGGAUUGGCCGACGAAAAUCUUGGUUUAUACCACUUCAAUACUUAAUAGGUUCGUUAUUACUAUAUUUCGCUUAUAACACUGAUGAAUGGUUACCUGAGUCAGGAAAACCGAACCUUAAGAUGAUUGUGUGUUUGUUGUUCGUCAUUAACUUGUUGAAUACUAUGCAAGAUAUAGCCGUUGAUAGUUGGGCAUUGACUAUGUUGAAAAAAAAUAAUGUGAGUUAUGCAUCUACUUGCAAUUCUAUAGGUAUCUCCAUCGGAACGUUUAUUGGUUCCGUUUGCCCGAGUCUUCUUUCAUCCGAGCAAUUCUGUAACAGAUAUUUACGACUCACACCCGGUACAGGAGGAAUAAUCAGUAUCAAAAAUAUCAUCUUUAUUUGGGGCGUCGUGUUUUUAUCAAUUACAACUUUAGUUACUAUCUUUAAAAAAGAAAAGGAUACUAGGUUAGAUGAUGUAAAGAAUAAUAUUUUUCAGAAUUAUAAGCUCAUAUGGAGUCUAUUAAAGCAUUCUAGUAUGAGAGUAUUUGUAAUAGCUCUGCUAACAUCGACGAUUGGGUAUUCUACAAUGGACAUGUUGACCAACUUGAAAUUAAUUGACGCUGGUGUUUCUAAAGAUGACAUUAUGUUAAUGAAUACUGCCAUGUCUGUCCUAAGAAUAUUCAUACCUCUUCCACUAGCCAAGUAUACUUCAGGGAGUCCAAAACCUCUCAGUUUGUAUCUGAAAUGUACGCCAAUAAGAUUACUCUGGAGUGUACCAUAUGUUCUGUUGAUUUAUUAUACGCCGUUUAUAAUUAAACAUGAUGGAGUUGUGAAUGUGCCAAUAUAUUAUUAUUUGAUCUUAGGUUUUAUAUUUACAAUAAAUGAACUGUUGACUAACAUCAUGAAUAUUACACAUACUUCUUUUUUCAUUAAGAUUAGUGAUCCUCGAUUUGGAGGCACUUACUUAACAUUAUUGAAUACAGCUCGAAGUAUAUCAUGGGUAAUACUAAAUACUGUUGUUUUAAAAAUGGUUGAUAUUUUAACAUUCAAUAAGUGUUCAAACGAUGACCAUGGUAGUUGUUCUACAACCGAUUUGCAAAAUAUUUGUAAUACAAAACAGGGCCAUAAUUGUGUGACAAUUUUGGACGGUUACUAUAUUGAAGCAGCAAUUUGUAUGGUGAUUGGAUUUGUCUGGUAUGCCAUUUUUAAGAGCCAUUACAAAAUUCUUCAAUCAAAAAAUCAUUCACAUUGGAUUGUUGAUGUGAAAAGACCAACUUCAGUAUCACGCAGUCACGUAUCAUCGGCAUAA
This is a messenger RNA of Macrosiphum euphorbiae (potato aphid), 1569 nucleotides long. NCBI's taxonomy places the organism in Eukaryota, Metazoa, Arthropoda, Insecta, Hemiptera, Aphididae. The record is from the annotation of a GenBank genome assembly.